This is a messenger RNA of Phytophthora infestans T30-4, 1101 nucleotides long. RefSeq names its product acyl-CoA synthetase, putative. The record is from RefSeq and is a predicted model, not a curated record. Gene Ontology annotation, molecular function: protein binding. Gene Ontology annotation, biological process: amino acid activation for nonribosomal peptide biosynthetic process. The transcript is spliced from 2 exons. The coding region runs from base 1 to 1101 and encodes 366 amino acids. Lineage: Eukaryota; Oomycota; Peronosporomycetes; Peronosporales; Peronosporaceae.
AUGGGCGUUGAGAACUGCGUGGCGUCACAGCGUCGUGACCACACAGACGCGGUCUGUUCUGCGUGGGCGAUUGUUGGGUCACACUCGGGUCAAGUCGUUUGCGUCGAUAUACUGGCAGCCGGUCACGAGAUCUGGCGCGUCACACUGGAUGACCGAAUCGAAGCCUGCGCAGCUCUCAGUCUCAAGCACGAGAUCGUGUACGUGGGGACGUACGGAGGAACUCUAUUCGCUCUGGACUUGCAGACAGGUGGAACUCGUUGGACGUUUCAAGCCACAGGAGCGAUCAAAGCUUCUGCCGUCGUGAUGGAGCAACAAGAAUUGGUCGUGUUUGGGGCGUAUGAUAGCAAUUUUUACGGACUAGAGGCCGAAACGGGGCAAUUACAAUGGAAACUCGACGUUCGGGGCAGUCUUUUCUCGACGCCACUCUACUGCAAGUGGUCCAAGCAGCUUUUUGUCGCUGUCACGAACGGGAACGUCGUGUCGAUAACGUCAACUUCUGAUGAUAACUUCAGGAGCAUCCAAGAGCACUGGAGACUGCAACUUGCUGCCCCUGUGUUUGCAGGAUUAAAUGCCGACUUUGAACUCAAUCUGCUGCUUGUCGGGUGUGCCGAUGGGAACCUUUACGGUGUCACAAUGACGACUGGAGAAAUCCUGUGGCAAGUUGCUACCGAGAAGCCGAUUUUUAGCUCGCCGUGUGUCUAUCGACCUGGAUCUGUGGUGUUUGGGUCCCACGACGGCAUGUUGCGAAAGGUGGACUCCCGUACCGGAGAGCUCGUGUGGGCCACUUCUCUGAACGGCGCUGUGUUCGCAUCUCCCAUGGUUGUUCACCUUGUUGCAAACGGUGCUACUGAAGACGACAACUUGGUCUGCUGCGUGGCUACUACUACCGGCCAGCUGUGCUUUUGCGACGAGAGAACAGGAGCCAUAGUGUACCAGACUGGCGAUUCAACGGGAAAAGCCCCUAGCGACGCAAUCAGGACUGCGAAUGAGGGUGAUCUAGGCCCGCUGUUCGGAUCUCCCGUGAUUAUCGACUCUUUGUGUUUGCUGGGGACUCGGACGAAUUACUUGUACGGGUUGGACAUGAUAUCGACACGUCCUUAG